Seriola dumerili (greater amberjack) is the source of this 3533-nucleotide messenger RNA. RefSeq names its product PHD finger protein 13 (gene phf13). Gene Ontology annotation, biological process: mitotic chromosome condensation. Gene Ontology annotation, molecular function: chromatin binding. Bases 336 to 1316 code for a protein of 326 amino acids. The record is from RefSeq and is a predicted model, not a curated record. NCBI's taxonomy places the organism in Eukaryota, Metazoa, Chordata, Actinopteri, Carangiformes, Carangidae. The transcript is spliced from 5 exons.
CCCCAGCAGCAGUCAGUAAACUGGAUUAAAGGGAGACGUUAUCGGACAGGUCGAUGGAAACAUAGUAGUAACGUUAACAGGAGGCACGUUUUACAACUUUGAUACAACUGGCUAACGCUUGUUGGUUGUUCUGGGCGAUGGUCCAAGUCAUGUUAUCGUUGGUGGUAAACUGAGUGAAGACUGUUGCUUCGAGUUUAGCAUAGGUAACGUUAACGUUAGCUAUAACGUUAGGUGUUAGCUAGGUAACCUCGGUGUUUACGGUGGCAUCGAGUAGCCCGUUGCUGUAGCCUGUCACGUUAUCGACAAAACGCCAGGUGGUCGGAUGCCUAGUAAAGAUGGGUGACAUAAACCCAUCGACAUCUCAUGCAUUUCAGUCGGAGGGUUUCAGUCCGCCGUACAGGAGGAGGAGGACAGUAGAGGACUUUAACAAGUUUUGCACUUUUGUCUUGGCCUAUGCCGGUUACAUCCCAUACCCCCAAGAGGACUCUCCACUGCGCAGUAGUUCCAGCCCACCCAACAGUACAGGCAGCACAGCUGACAGUGAUGGCUGGACCCCAGGACCCCCAGCCUCCUGCCCCCAGCGCCCUCCCAAGGUCCCACAGGACAGGAGCAGGAAACGUCCACAGCCAGGAGCCACGCUGUCCAGUCACACCAAGAAAGAUCACACAAUUGCUACCCUGCACCCAGACGACCGCAGGAAAGCUGACAAGCUGAAGAAGAAGAAGAGGAGAAAGGAGAGGGAGCAUCAAGCUGGUGAGGAAAGUGAGGCUCAGCAGGCCCACUCAUCAGUCCCAGAGCUGCAGUACCCUGUCUCCUUUGGUGGCCGAACGAUCAAAGAAGAGCCUGAGGAUGAUAUCAGCAUUCCCCUCCACCCCGAGCGACUGCCAAGCCCUUCCCCCUGCAAGGAAGAGCCCAAGGAGGAGCGUAGAUACUGGGAUGGUCGAGACCUUGAAGAAGGAGUGGUAAAGGUACAGAAGGUGGAGGGCUUUUCAGGAAACAGAACAGUGUUCCGCCAGGGGAAACAGGUGGUGUUCAGAGACGAGGAUGGAUCAGGAGAGGAUGAGGACAUCAUGGUAGAUUCAGAUGACGAUUCGUGGGACCUGGUCACAUGUUUCUGCAUGAAGCCUUUUGCAGGCCGGGCCAUGAUUGAGUGUAACAAAUGUAACACCUGGAUCCACCUGUCGUGCGCUAAGAUCCGCAAGAGCCACGUGCCAGAGACAUAUGUGUGCCAGAGCUGCCGAGAGACACACGGAGCCCCAGAUGCCCGCCGCUCCCACCGCUCACGCGUAGGCCCGCGCAAGCACCUGCUAGACUGACCCCAAGUUGAACCAUGAACCCUGACCCCUUCCUCUUUUGCCUCUCCUCCACCUGCUGGACUGACCCUUCCUCAAAUUCAGGUCUUGGACCAUUCAGUCUCUGUCCCUUAUGGUCAGCCAUGACCCACAUUUUCUAUAAACACUUUGGUGGACCUAUCCCAAGCCCUUACUCCAUUUGAAAACAGUUUGAGUGCUAUUUUAGAUUUACAUAGGUUUGUUUCUGCUUCCCUACAGACUCUGUGCGUAAGGCAAUCACUGAAUGGAUGUCUGUCUGUAGAUGACAUUAACAUAGCAGCAAACCGCUACUGUUGGGACUUGGUGUCUCGUGAACACUGGAAACAUUUGAACUGCCAUAUAGAGAGAAUACCCCCUCACAACUGCCACCCACUAUGGUGCAUGCUGGGAUUUGUGGGAAAGACUGUUUGCACUUUUUCACUUUUUUCUUAGUUUUAAAACCAUCUGACCUUUCUGUUAUAGGGACAGGUAUGUCUUUCUGAUUAAACUGGAUUUGAUUUCUCAAAGAUGCCUCUAUUAAUGUUAUACAAUUAACCGUUUUAAAAAAAAAAAAAAGAAAAAGAAAAAAAGAGAAAUAAGUUAAACCUUGUGUUAAUUGCUUCAGAUGGUGCUAUAGUAUUAAGCUGAGGUAUAAUCCAAUAGAACAAAGAUGUAGGAUAAGAGACUAGAGUCUGCAUCUGCUUCAUCUGCUUGUUGGUCUGUUUUGUUAUCUAAGACACUGUGAAAGAAUAUCAUUGAGGCUUUAAGCCCUUACAACUGAACCAAGUGCUUGUCCCUCUCCCUUUCAUUUCACAAGCUGUCUUCCAGCCUCAGCCACCCGUCUGAAUCAAGAUGUUACUUGACCACACGUGGAACUUUUAUAUCCUAUGUUUCUCAGAAAUCUUCAAAGAGAGUUAUUAUUUCACCAGAAGUUCUUUCACAAUAAAGAAUAUUGUUUGCAGUUUAAAAACCCCCAGAUAAUUGAUAAGAUUAGGACAACAUGACCGUUUCCAGUAAAGGUGUUUUCUGUUGCCUGUGGUCAGCAUGAUUUUGAUUUAUUUCAUGACAAAGUUGGAGAGUUGUAUUGUUCACAAAUACUUUUAUUAUACAAACCGUUAUUUAAAGUUUCCUUAGUUUUCAGCUGUUUCAUGCUCAAGGCAAAGUUUUCAGAGACAAAUAUAUUUAGAGAAGGGAACUCCAGUGGCCGUCCUGUUUGAGUAUCAACAGAAAAAAAGCUAUCUUAACUGGAAGAAUUGUUAGAGAUUCACUCAAGAGUCCAGUUAAAAUUAUGCAUGUGAGUGUGUGUUUGUUUGAAUGGCUAACACUGUGUGAAGGUGUUGCAUGAGCUGCUAUGAGUUGUCUCAACCAAGCCCCAUAAUUUUUGGUUUUUGUAAGAUUGAGAAAUGGAUAUCUGCAAAGUACUGUGGGCAAGGUCGGUUUGUUUUGUUUGUCUCUGAAGGGUCAGAUCAGAAGAACAGAUCUCAGUCUCUUAUCACCUCUCGCUAAUGUUUUCACAGCAGUAUUCAGUUACUUCCAUGUGCCGGAGGUUUAAUGGGAAAAAAAAUGUUUUUUCACUUUUUCACUUUUUUCUUAAACCUUGCUGCAAUUUGGAUAAAAGAUUUUAAGCUUUGUUAUUCAUGUGCCAUCUGCUGUUGGGCCUGUCUGUGUAGGCUACAUGUUGUUUCUGAUUAUACAAAAGCCAUACUGUAGAGUGACAGAUUUUAGACUCGGAACCUUGGAUAUUAGUCCAGGAUGGGGUUUUACAAUGCAGAAUCAAUGACUUGACCAGGGAACGACUAACACACACAAUGAAUGUUAGGUUUGUAAGGAACACAAGACUUUCCAAGAGUGUCAAAUGGUUAAGCUCAUCUCUGCACUCUGUGUUCUGCUAUUGUUCUACACAAAUGUUGGCUAACUGGUUCGUACUCAGCAAUCCCCCAGGUCGUGAUGUUUUUAAGACGUUUUAAGACCUAAAAUCAUUUGCUGUUUCUCAGGAUGUUAAUGUCUUGAAGAGAACCUGAAGAGAACCUGAAGACACCUUCAGGUACAAAUUCCUAACGUUAGUCUGCGUCUUAAAGACAUCAGUGUAAUUAAUGUUAACAAUGCUCAUUGUGAUACAGCUCGUGUAUUCCGAUCCUGGGUUGUCCUAUCCCCUUAUUGAGAAAGCGUUGUCUGUACUGUGGUGCAAACUGUUUCUGUGAAACUAUUGUAAACUAUUGUAAA